This is a messenger RNA of Falco peregrinus (peregrine falcon), 2451 nucleotides long. RefSeq names its product isovaleryl-CoA dehydrogenase (gene IVD). The transcript has 12 exons. Lineage: Eukaryota; Metazoa; Chordata; Aves; Falconiformes; Falconidae. Gene Ontology annotation, cellular component: mitochondrion. The record is from RefSeq and is a predicted model, not a curated record. Gene Ontology annotation, biological process: L-leucine catabolic process. The coding region runs from base 27 to 1301 and encodes 424 amino acids. Gene Ontology annotation, molecular function: 3-methylbutanoyl-CoA dehydrogenase activity; flavin adenine dinucleotide binding.
CGCGCCGGUGCCUGCCCGGGGCAGCCAUGGCGGCGGCAGUGAUCGGGCGGGCGGCGGGCUGCGCGGGGCUGCGGCGGGCGCGGCGGCUGCAGGCGCUGGGGCUGCGGCGGCGGGGCUGCGCGGGGCUGGCGGUGGACGACACGGUGAACGGGCUGAGCGACGAGCAGCGGCAGCUUAGACAGACCAUGACAAAGUUCUGUCAAGAGCAUUUGGCUCCAAAGGCCCAACAGAUUGACCAGGAAAAUGAAUUCAAAGGCAUGCGGGAAUUUUGGAAGAAACUCGGGGAACUGGGCGUUCUGGGGAUCACGGCUCCUGCGGAAUAUGGUGGAUCUGCUUUGGGGUAUCUGGACCAUGUGCUGGUGAUGGAGGAAAUUUCUCGUGCAUCAGCAGCUGUCGGGCUUAGUUACGGUGCCCACUCAAACCUCUGUAUCAACCAGCUAGUGCGUAACGGCAACGAGGCCCAGAAAAACAAGUACUUACCCAAGCUAAUUAGUGGGGAGCACAUUGGAGCCUUAGCAAUGAGCGAACCUAAUGCUGGAUCUGAUGUCGUGUCCAUGAAGCUGAAAGCAGAUAAGAAAGGAGACUACUUUGUUUUGAAUGGGAACAAAUUUUGGAUCACCAAUGGACCAGAUGCAGAUGUGCUCAUUGUUUAUGCUAAAACUGAUGUUAAUGCUGUUCCAGCCUCCCGAGGUAUAACUGCAUUCAUUGUGGAGCGGGGAAUGCCAGGUUUCAGCACAGCCCAGAAGCUCGAUAAGCUGGGAAUGCGAGGGUCUAAUACCUGUGAAUUAAUCUUUGAAGACUGCAAGAUCCCAGCUGAAAAUAUCUUGGGGACACUGAGCAAAGGAGUCUAUGUUCUGAUGAGUGGAUUGGACCUGGAGAGACUUGUGCUAUCUGGUGGCCCACUGGGGCUCAUGCAAGCUGUUCUUGACCAUGCAAUUCCAUACCUACAUGUAAGAGAAGCAUUUGGACAGAAAAUUGGCCACUUCCAGCUCAUGCAGGGCAAAAUGGCCGAUAUGUACACGCGGCUGAUGGCAUGUCGGCAGUACGUCUACAACGUGGCAAAGGCCUGUGACCAGGGCCAUUUCAAUGCAAAGGACUGUGCUGGAGUGAUCCUGUAUUCAGCAGAGUGUGCUACCCAGGUGGCGCUGGAUGGGAUCCAGUGUCUGGGCGGGAACGGUUACAUCAACGACUAUCCGAUGGGGCGUUUCCUGCGGGAUGCCAAGCUCUACGAGAUAGGGGCAGGCACCAGUGAAGUGCGCAGGCUUAUCAUCGGCAGGGCCUUCAAUGCCACUUUCAAGUAACGUCCGCCGGUGGAGCGGCAGUACCCUGACCACCAUGAGGCCUUUGCCUGCACAGGCUGGAGCGCAAAGCUCCUUCUCUCCUUGCUUCUGAUUCUGGGAUCGUCGCUUGCAGACUCUCUUCUCCCUGCUCUGUGAACAGAUGCUGCUGGACUGGGCUUUGACAAAAUGAGUCACAUGGUAGCAUGGAAGGAAAAAAUGUUUUUUCUCUUCUUGUGAUCAUCCUGAUUCAUCCUGUUCAUGAGCCAUCCUGAUUCUCAGCGUUACAGGGCUGAGGUUCACCCAGGGGACGUAUCACCAUUGAAGCAGGCUGGUGAGCAGUGUGCCUUUGCUGAGCACAGAAAGUCACCCUCCCUUAAAGGAAAAGGGCAGUGAAGGAACAAUUUCGUUCUUUAAAAAAAAAAAACCAGAAACCAACACCAGAGUUCCAUUACAUAGCUAGCAUUUAGUGUAUUACCACUGGAAGGUGAAAUUUCCCAUUGUGACCUUCUGAUGGGAUUAAUAACUUCCAUUUUGGGAACCUGGCACCAACCGCAUCAUGGGGGUGGCUGUCAUGAACCCUCUAAGCAUCAUCGAUGCACAAGCAGUGUUUUGGGUGAUGAUUCCUAAAACCUCGUUAAAAUGCCACAUCUGUUUCUUUGCAUACUUCCUUUCCUGUUCCUGCUGCUUCUCAAGACAUUUCAGUGCAGCCCCAAGUCUUUGCUGCUCUGAUUGACUGCCUCCCGCGGUGUUAUUCAUCCAGAGGUGUCGCCAUCCAUCAUUCUGGGAACAGUUAAAAUGUCAGACCUGUAUUGUGACAUCCAUGAAUGAAGCAGGCAGGAGGAGGCUGACUUUUUGGGUUGGGGUUAUUUGUUGAUUUGUGGGUUUUUUUUUUUUCCCCAAAGGUUGUUCUUUUGCCAAAAGCAUGUACUCACACUCCACCUUUGGUUGGCUAGAGAAGUCAGAGCGAGUGCAGCAGUAUUUGUGGGUGUUUUCGGUUCAUAUUAUAUACAGCAAAUUCAAGUUUACCUAGCUUUAUUAAAGAAAAUUGCACAGAAUAAUGCAAGCCUUAAAGGAUGAAUCACACAGAAAAAUUGGAUGUUGUAAAUAUGACAGAACAGUUAAUUAAACAGUUGCCAUGCAGGCAACAUCCCAGCAGUUUUAACAAAAAAGA